GAGAAAGCAGCAAUCAUUUCAGUUUCAUACAAAAAUGCCUUCGUUUGGACUUCGCAGUAGUUAGCCCAAACAAUACCGGUCAUCGUCCCUGCACAACAGAUGUUACAGUAACUAAUGAGUAGCUGGGCUCUCUUUAUGAGGUUAAAGUGGAACCCUUCAGCUCCCUCAUCUUGCCCAUCCCCUUUCGUCCAGCCACACCCCUUCUCCAAGCACAAAGGGUCAACUUUAAUAUGCUGCAAGGUCAUGAGUGGUACAGUCCAACAGAUCACUCUAACUGCUGGCACCCCCUACUUCCUGCGAGUGGACUGGGCCGUAGACCUGGGUGCUGGGUUCACAUUAGCGCUCACUGAUGGCAACUCGGCAUGGAUCGGAGAGGUUUCAGAGGAUGAGGUGACAAGGGAAGCCAACGAUAUGGGAGCCACAAGGAAAAGAUAUGUUGAGGAUCUUCUUCAAGCGCUAACAGGAGGUAGAGGAGCAGGAAGGAGAGGAGGCGGCAAGGCGGUGUAUUCUUUCCAUGUCACAACAGAUCACUGUCAUCUCUCAUAUCAGAAGAUCUGUAAUGACAUCUCGGUUCACUUGGGUUCGGUGGAGCUCCAGCCAGUUCCGGACCCUCUGGAGCUGAACCAGAAGAUAAUUGGCCAGUCUCUAAAGCACAGUACAGAUCUGGAGUCAAAAAACUGCCAGCUGUUAGAGGAGAACCGUAGACUGAAACAGGAGCAUCAGAGAAUACUCAGAGAGCUGGAGCAGCAGCUUGAGGAUAAGGAGAUGUUGGAGGGGAAGCUGUACUCGCGUUUUGUCAUGGUGCUGCAUGAGAAGAAGGCCAAGAUCAGAGGCCUGCAGGAUGCUGUCCGCCAACUCCAACUGACUGACGACCAGCAGGCAGAUGAGGAGGGUAGACAGAGUGACAAUGACACAACUCACGGGGAAGAAGAGGGGGAGACAGUUCAGAGCGUCCAUCCAUCACAGGAGCCAACUAUUCUCAUCACAGGUCGUAAUCUGGUAUGCCAGGGCAUCUCUGUGGACCAGACUUUUUCUGAUGAGGAAGAUGAGCAACCGAGCCGGAAGCGCAGGCAGCUUCACACCCUGAGCCCAGAACCUCCUGAGCAGGAAUAAAAGCAGCUUUAGGUCCUGAGGUCAUCACAGUGUGUCUUCACACUGACAGUAAUGAAGCCGUGGAGACGUACUCAGGGUCUUUACGUGACCAUACUACCUUUGACUUCUGGACCUUCCUGCUGUCUUUUAUGAUUUUGAUGAUACCUAAACGCCUGCUGAAGACCACGGGUGGCCUCCUGGAUAAUCCCACAACACGCGCUUGCAGGUUUAAUAAUCCCCACAGGAAUGUCACACUGUCUCCUCUAUACAUCCCAUAAAUAAGGCAUGUUAUAAAGGGAAGACCCGAUCAGUUUCUAAGAAACAUUUACAGAUAAGUGCAUGAUAAUGUACGAUGGAGGAUGAGACCAAGUUUAGGAAACUACACUGAAUAUUUCUGUCAGUGGUUCCACUCAGAAUAUUAUAGCAUGCAGAAUAUUCUAAAUUUGGCCUAUUUGUGCUGUUUCCUUAUUACAUUUGUCUAAUUUAAAAGACAUUUUAAAUGUUUUAUUCUGUCAAUCAGUUGAUUCAAGAAUUUUUAUUUGAUUUUAUAUAUAACACAUGGAAAGAAGAGGAAAUGAUAUUUUAAUCUGAAAUAAUUGUGAAAUAUUGUAAAUGUUUUCUGGGUUCAUAUCUAUUGUGAGAUAUCUUACAAGACGAGGCAUGUUAACUUCAACCUGACUUGAAUAAGCAUUUAACUCUUUGUUUUUAACCAUAUGCAUUUCCCAAGAGACACACAUGUAGAGGAACAUCCAAUUUGUGAAUAAAAUUAUUCAGAUUAUUUAAGAUGCAAACCAUGAUGUGUCAUGGAGUUUACACGGGACAUGUUUCUGUCAUGAGAGGUUUUAUACUGUACAGUGAAAACAUGUCAACAUAAAGAGGUUUUCAUUGUAGUGGUGUACACUAAGAAUAAGUUGUUAGCAUGAAGAAUCGUGAUCCUAAUAAGAAUGUAAUACUUCAGAAUGAUUAUUAAUAGAGUUUCAUUCUAAAAUAAGAUGUCAGUUUGCAAAGGAAGGAGAUAUAAGUGUAAUUGUUUAAAAGUAAAACACUUAAUUAUGAGCUGUAGCAGUGGUACAUGUAUAACUAAAUGUAAAACAUACAGUAAAGUCACUAUCUACCACAGGCUCCUAUUUGAGCAGAUAAUCUAAUUAGUCUUUGAAGCAUCCCAUUUAUUAUCAUAUUAAUUAGAAAAAGUGACACAAGCACAUGUUUCUGUCAAAGCUAUAAAAACAUUUCACUUUCAUUUUCCAUUAAAGCUCAGAUGGAUUUCCAGUGAUGAAGUCGCUUUGUGUUGGCUUGUCAUACCAGCUUCUAAAACAUUGUAACCAAUCAACAAUUACGUUUACAGCUGGUAAAAGUUGAGUUCAUUUUGUUCACAUGUUGGAAUUAAACCGUGAAGUUACAACCACAUGGCUUUCUAGCAAGGGCGGGUCUAGCUCACCGGGGCUAUACAGCAGCCCAUGCAGCUGAAAGGGUUAACAUUGUUUGUGAAAGAGCGAUGAUGGCUGUGCCAGGCUGAAAUUAAACGUUCAGUCACUUGCUUAUCAUCGUCAUUCACUUACUGCGUGCACCUGUUGGAUUCCCAUCAUUCAGGCAAAUGACAGGAAUCUUCCUGCUUUCCCGCCACGGAGCUGCAUUUGAGACAGAGCGGUCUUUGUCUGCUGUCGGGCUGUGCUGUGCUCUCACUGCUCACCGCCUUACACCGUAAUGUCUGAAAGAACUUCGCAUUACACAAGUGAUGUUUGAAAACUGAACAUGCCAACUCUCUUGAGAAUAUAAAAUCAAAAACCCUGUUAUGAGUAACUGUUCUCUCACCCUUCAGACAUGUUGGACCAGUUGGGGAAUGCUUCCUCUUUUGAUUACUGCACUACAGCCUCCCUCUUGCGUGAAUCAACCAAAUCUUGUGAUUCAAUAAAACACAUUUUAAACGCUACUUCAACUAUUGAUUUCUUUUUCCAACUCAGAAAUGUUAUUGGUUUUAUUGUGCCAGUCGUGUCAGACAUUCUAACAAAUUACCUCUUUUUGCUCACAGUGGGCUGUACCGCUGUUUCUGCUGGGAGCGGCACACAUAUGGAAGUAAAGCGGUGGGCUUGCUGUUUAAAAUUGAAUUUAUUUCAGUGCAAUACAAUGUUUAAUGUGUGUUACUUGUGUGUGUGUGAGAGACCAAAGAGCUUGUCUGUACAUAUACUGCCUUUAUCUCUUAGUAUAACAGAAAUAUAUGCAAGAAACAUAUACAAAAAACAUUUACGAUGUGGGAAAUGAAAACUGUGUGAGGUGCGUCCGAGAUAUCAUACUGUACAUAGGCUACAUACAAAACAGAAAUCACAUUUAGUGCUGACUUUUCUUAUUGACUUGAUUUACAGUCGAGUCUUGUCUAUACUGCUCUACACAUUUUGCCAGUGGCAAAGAUUAUCUGCUUUGUUUCAACCCAGUCAUUAAAACAACCUUUUGACCAUUA
This is a messenger RNA of Cottoperca gobio, 3547 nucleotides long. RefSeq names its product DNA repair protein XRCC4-like. Gene Ontology annotation, biological process: response to X-ray; double-strand break repair via nonhomologous end joining; positive regulation of ligase activity. Gene Ontology annotation, cellular component: nucleus; DNA-dependent protein kinase-DNA ligase 4 complex; DNA ligase IV complex. Lineage: Eukaryota; Metazoa; Chordata; Actinopteri; Perciformes; Bovichtidae. The record is from RefSeq and is a predicted model, not a curated record. Gene Ontology annotation, molecular function: DNA binding.